This is a messenger RNA of Aspergillus sclerotioniger CBS 115572, 1329 nucleotides long. RefSeq lists its product as uncharacterized. Bases 1 to 1329 code for a protein of 442 amino acids. The record is from RefSeq and is a predicted model, not a curated record. Lineage: Eukaryota; Fungi; Ascomycota; Eurotiomycetes; Eurotiales; Aspergillaceae. The transcript has a single exon.
AUGCGCCGGCACAAGAACCCCACAAUAUCAGAUUGGGUAUAUCGUAUCAGGGAAGAGUUUUAUACAAAACAUGGCGAUCAAAUCAAAGCCGAAUUCCAGAGCGACAACCCUCAAUUUUCGGUUACGGAAUCACUUAUUCAAGAAGCCAACCAGGCAAUUCGUGCAGAGAACCAGAAGAACAAGGUAGACAUGGAGCGCGGGGUUAUACCUGAAGGCACAUAUGAUCGUACUUGGAAGCAGUGGCAAGAUCUUAUACACUCAGACUUUGUUAAGGAUUCAACAAAGAAGAAAUGGGAAUAUUUCGAACAGGUGCAAAAGACCUUUCGCCAAUUUAACCAACAGAAUGAACUGCCUCAGGAAUGGAACCUUCCUCGUGAAUUUGCGGAGCAAAAUUUUGGUCCCCGACCAGCCGACUUGGAUGCACAACAAGACUCUGAUUUAGAUUCGGCAAUUGCAUACUCCGAGUCUGAUUCCGAGUCUGACGUCGAAUCAGAGGCUGACCAAGCCCUUGAGGGAUUGGACGCCUUGGAGUCUAGAAUGAGAAAGCAGUACAGCUCCUUGUCACAAGGCAAGGUGCUAUACUGGUGGCCAGUAGGCACUGGUACCCAGGUCUUUGUUCGGUACGGAACUAGAAAAUGUCCGAUCUAUCGGGUCCGAGCAGGCUCUUCGCAACCAUGGGAUGAAUGUGCCACGGAACUGGUCCUGUCGAAGACUCCUGGGAACUCGAAGAUAGUGCUAAAGGAUGGCGGGGGCUCUAGGAGGGAGGUGUGGAAAUAUUCCCGCGCGGACGUUCAGGAUAUUCUUGGCGUGGGUUGGAAGGUCUAUGAUGAUGAUGAUGACAGCAGUGGGAAUGCUUUAUUGGAGAUUCGGCCUAAACAAGAGUAUUAUCCCCACACGAGGAUCCUUAUUAGGUGGAAAUCCGGCCAGACGUCCUUGGAACGGCGGGGAUUCAUGAGACGAAUUACUGCUGGUAGCAGCCUCAAUGGAGACCGGGUCAUUUAUACUAAAGCUCGGGAGAUGGAAACAGCAUACUGGGGUUAUGAUCCUGAGGAUUACAGUGAGGAAAGGUCGACAGACAGCGACUCGGAUUCGUCCACGGCCUACUCAAUAUCCUCUUCUGAUAGCCCUCGAACACGACGAGCUACUGUGUCCCGUUCAAGGAAACGUCGUGGCAAAUCUCAAAAGCCUAUUACUGUUGACUCUGAUACUGAAAAUGACAGCCCUCAUCAUGCCAGCUCUACGAGAAGGAAAGCAAAGGGCAGGAAUAUCGAUAAGCAGAUUAGUCUCUUGACGAAGCAGCUGAAGAAAUUACAGGCUACAAAGCACUGA